Messenger RNA from Diplodia corticola, 630 nucleotides. RefSeq lists its product as uncharacterized. The coding region runs from base 1 to 630 and encodes 209 amino acids. The record is from RefSeq and is a predicted model, not a curated record. Lineage: Eukaryota; Fungi; Ascomycota; Dothideomycetes; Botryosphaeriales; Botryosphaeriaceae. The transcript has 2 exons.
AUGCCCGCCAAACGCCAGCACGACGACCACGAUCCGCCCGCCCAUGCGAAGAAGCCACGCAGCAGCAAUGCUCCUAGGAGGGGCGGCUUCUCCGUCGGGCCCGCAAAUCUGCCCGACGGCACCCACAGACGCAAGGUCCAGAAAAUCAAGCAGGACCUGAUUCACAAGGCCAAGAUCAAGAAGCAGUAUGCAAAGAUCCGCGAGACCGAGCUGCACCACCAGAAGCCCCAGUAUACCGAGCACGACGAGGACGGGAAUAGAGAAGGCGAAAACGCGCCCGCUCCCGAGCCCACCCUCGAGCUUCAUGCCGAGCGCCAGGCUAUGCUAAACGCGCCGUCUCCCGAGCCCGAGCCCGAGCAAAAAGAACGCCGCCCGCGCAGGAAGCAGCAGAAGCCCCAGACGUUCAACAAAGAGGCUGCCCUGGGCCAGAAACGCAAGGAAGAGGCCGAGGCUCGCAGGGCAGCCCGUGAGGAAGCUGACCGCCAGCGUCAGGAGAAGCUGGCUCAGCGCGAGCGCAUGAGGAAGCAAAUGGCCAAGGCCCGCACUCCCGGCAAGGACGGGAAGAGGAGGUUGGGAAGAGAAGCCCCCGUGCUGCUCGAACGCGUCAAGAGAAUUGUGGGAGACGCUUGA